Molecule: messenger RNA, 342 nt
Organism: Lactuca virosa
Lineage: Eukaryota; Viridiplantae; Streptophyta; Magnoliopsida; Asterales; Asteraceae
Source: the annotation of a GenBank genome assembly
AUGGAUAGAGCAAAAGAGGCGAUUGCUCAGGCUUUCAAAAACAAAGCAGAUAAGUAUGCAGAAGUCUUCAAAAUCAUUGACAGGAGGUGGAAUUGCCAAUUGCAUCAACCUUUGCAUGCUGCUGGGCAUUACUUGAAUCCGGCCCUGUAUUAUGAAAAUCCGAAUGUGGAAAAUGAUGAUGAAGUGAUGAGUGGAUUGAUGUCGUGUAUUCAUAAAUUAGCAUUGAACGAGGACGAGGAGAUGAAGAUUCAUGCCGAGCUCCCAAUAUACCGAAGUGCACAAGGGAUCUUCGGGAACCCGAUAGCGAAGAAAAUGAGAGUAAAAAUUGCACCAGGUAAAUAA